Molecule: messenger RNA, 180 nt
Organism: Charadrius vociferus (killdeer)
Lineage: Eukaryota; Metazoa; Chordata; Aves; Charadriiformes; Charadriidae
Gene: SMIM7
Product: small integral membrane protein 7
Exons: 2
Coding region: 1-180 (59 amino acids)
Source: RefSeq, a predicted model, not a curated record
AUGGCUAACCGAACUGUGCAUCCCGAACUGGUGAUUCGAGGAGAAACGCAAAAGUGCACGUUCCUUUCUGAAUUUUUGAAUGUAGGUGAUAAUAUCAGAGAGUUUUUGCUGAGUCUCAGAUACUUUCGAAUCUUCAUUGCCUUGUGGAAUGUCUUCAUGAUGUUCUGCAUGAUUGUGUAA